This is a messenger RNA of Morus notabilis, 1235 nucleotides long. RefSeq names its product probable isoaspartyl peptidase/L-asparaginase 2. Gene Ontology annotation, molecular function: hydrolase activity. Lineage: Eukaryota; Viridiplantae; Streptophyta; Magnoliopsida; Rosales; Moraceae. The coding region runs from base 70 to 1050 and encodes 326 amino acids. The record is from RefSeq and is a predicted model, not a curated record. The transcript has 4 exons.
CAUAACACACGAAAAACACACGAAGGAGAGAGAUCAGGAGAGGAGGCUUAGGCUGAGAGAUAUAGAAAUAUGGGCGGUUGGGCUAUAGCGGUGCACGGCGGCGCUGGUGUUGACCCAAAUCUCCCACUCGAACGCCAAGAGGAGGCCAAACAGCUCCUCACUCGUUGCCUCAAUCUCGGCAUCUCCGCCCUUCGCUCUAAUCUCCCUGCCAUCGAUGUCGUUGAACUCGUCGUGAGAGAAUUGGAAACGGAUCCCAUCUUUAACUCCGGCCGUGGAUCAGCCCUGACGGAGCAAGGGACGGUGGAGAUGGAGGCGAGCAUCAUGGACGGCCAGAAAAGACGAUGCGGUGCCGUUUCGGGCGUGACCACAGUGAAGAACCCGAUCUCACUGGCCCGUCUCGUUAUGGACAAGUCCCCCCAUUCCUACCUUGCCUUUUCCGGCGCUGAAGAGUUUGCUCGCCAACAGGGUGUUGAAGUUGUGGACAACAAGUACUUUAUCACAAAAGAAAAUGUGGGAAUGCUCAAGUUGGCAAAAGAAGCCAAAACCAUCCUGUUCGACUACAGGAUCCCAGCCGUCGGAUUGGACACGUGUAGCGCCGGCGUGGACAGCCCGCUGGUAAUGAACGGCCUUCCGAUAAGCGUGUACGCGCCGGAGACCGUGGGCUGCGUGGUGGUGGACGGCCAGGGUCAUUGCGCCGCCGCCACGUCGACGGGCGGCCUUAUGAACAAGAUGAUGGGGCGCAUAGGCGACUCGCCCCUGAUUGGCGCUGGGACGUACGCGGGUGACCUGUGUGGGGUUUCGUGCACGGGAGAAGGGGAGGCUAUCAUACGCGGGACGCUGGCGCGUGAGGUGGCGGCGGUGAUGGAGUACAAGGGCCUGGGCCUUCAAGAGGCCGUAGACUUUGUGAUAAAGGAGAGGCUUGACGAGGGCUACGCUGGGCUCAUAGCUGUGUCGAGAAAUGGUGAGGUGGCUUAUGGGUUCAAUACAACUGGGAUGUUUAGGGGAUGUGCGACUGAGGAUGGUUUUAUGGAAGUCGGCAUUUGGGAGUAGUGGGGUGUUUCACGACUUCUCUCCAUUUCUCUCUCAUUGUGUUUGUUGGUUGGUUGGUUGAAGGCUUAGGAAAAUAUAUUUUUUUUCCUUAGAUGUAACUUGUGGUGGGAAGUACUACGUACAUGCUUCGUGCCGUUGUGUACUACGAUGACUGGUCUCAGAAAUAAAGUGCUCUGCAAGUUGCU